AUCUUUGCACUUUUUAGCUAAUGGGCUGUUAUAAAGCUUGUAACUUUAGCUUGGUUGGAAACUUUCUACUUCUAUAACAUCAAAAGAUUGUUCUUGAUUUGAUGUUAUGCUUUGGUGAAACAUCGCUGCUAAACAGUCCACAGAAUAUGAUUGAUGCGAUGUCUGAAUUAUUUGCCAAUUUGUCACUAAAGCCAAUUUGAAAUUUCUAUGCUGAAGUUUAUUGUUUUAAGAGCAAUGAAGAUGAAACCCGCCUUGCAUUGUCUUAGAACUUUGAUUACCUAGCUUUCUCUUUUGUCAAUUAACCUAUCUUUUCUUUUCAUUAUCUCUUUCUCACCUUUAUUUUGGUUCUUGUCUAUGUCUCAUUGUCACCGUUAACACCAUAUCGCUUUCUUUCUACUCAUUUUUUAUUUAUUUAUAUUAAUGUCAAGUUAGAUAUGUGAUCUUCUUUAGGAAAAAAUGGUUGCCUUUAUGAUGGUUUAGCAUGACUACAACCAACAGAUUGUGAUGUUUGGUUCUUGUCAUGGGUUAUAUGUAUGUUACCAAAUGCUACAUGCUUUAGUGGCAAGCAGACAAGCAUAUAGCAGGUUAAGACAUCAAGAUUCUGGUGUCCUGUUUAUAUUUCUUGUAUAAAGUACAGUGUUUCUGCUUUUGAAUCUCUUUCCUCAAAUAUUUUUCUUCUUGUUCUUUGCUAUGGAGUUUUGGUUAGUUUAUUAUAUUUUCUUGCUGUUUGAGGUUUGGCUAUCAAUUUUUAUGAUAUCAUGCCAUUCCAUCUCUCUGAAUGCUUCUCCAUUUCCAAGCAGCUUUCUCUUUGGAACUGCAUCUUCUUCUUACCAGUUUGAAGGAGCUUACUUAAGUGAUGGCAAAGGCCUCAACAAUUGGGACAAUUUCACUCACGAGCCUGGUAAUAUCUUAGAUGGAACCAAUGGAGACAUCUCUGCGGAUCAUUAUCACCGAUAUCUGGAAGAUAUGAAUCUCAUGGAAGAUAUUGGAGUCAACAGCUAUCGUUUCUCCAUAUCAUGGGCAAGAGUCCUACCUAAGGGGAGAUUUGGACAUAUAAACCAGGCUGGAAUCCAUCAUUAUAACAAGUUUAUCGAUGCCCUUCUUCGUAAAGGGAUUCAACCUUUUGUUUCGUUGACCCACUUUGACAUUCCUCAGGAACUCGCGGAUAGAUAUGGAUCUUGGCUAAGUCCUGAAGUGCUGGAAGACUUCAAAUAUUAUGCAGACGUAUGUUUCAGAUCCUUUGGCAACAGAGUUAAAUACUGGACCACCUUCAAUGAGCCCAAUGUUGCAGUAAUUCGUGGUUAUAGAUCAGGGAUUUUUCCACCAGCUCAUUGCUCCGGCUCAUUUGGGAACUGUAGCAGUGGAGAUUCAGACAGAGAACCUUUUAUCGCAGCCCAUAACAUGAUCCUAUCACAUGCAGCUGCUGUUGAUGUUUACAGAACUAAAUACCAGAAAGAACAAGGUGGCUGCAUAGGAAUUGUUAUGAAUGCCAUAUGGUAUGAACCCAUCAGCAAUUCUUUAGAAGACAAAUUAGCAGUUGAGAGAGCUCAAGCUUUCUAUUUGUACUGGUUCCUAGACCCAAUUAUACUAGGAAAAUAUCCUUCAGAAAUGCAUGAAAUUUUAGGAGUUGAUUUGCCUGCAUUUUCAAACCAUGAACUGGAGAAGCUGAAGAGUGCACUGGACUUCAUCGGCAUAAAUCAUUAUAGUAGUUUUUACAUAAAGGACUGCAUAUUUUCUGUCUGCAACCAAGGUCCAGGAAUAACAAAAGCAGAAGGUUUUGCUUUGCGGACUGCAGAAAAGGACGGUUUCUUCAUUGGCGAACCUACCUCAAUUGACUGGCUAUACAUUUAUCCAAAAGGAAUGGAAAAUAUAGUGACAUACAUAAAAGAAAGAUACAACAACAUACCAAUGUUCAUCACAGAAAAUGGAUUUGGUGAGAAGGAAAAUCAUAGUACCAGCAUGAAUUUUUUACUCAAUGAUGUCAAGAGAGUGGAGUAUCUGAGCAGCUACUUGGAGUCUCUCGAAACGGCAGUGAGGAAAGGAGCAGAUAUACGAGGGUACUUUGCCUGGUCAUUGCUUGACAACUUUGAGUGGAGAGAUGGAUAUACAGUAAGGUUUGGGCUUUACCAUGUCGAUUUUUCCACUCUCAAGAGAACCCAAAAACUAUCAGCAACUUGGUACAAGGACUAUAUAUCCACCCAUAGGGCUAACAAUAGCUGCAUCUGAGCAUAACCCUCAAUGUCAUAUUUUGUCUCCUGAAGUGUUAUGCAAAUAGGCAUUCUAAAAUUAUGUUCAAAUGCAAGUGAAUUGUACAUAGUUUAUUCCAAAGCAAUAUAUCACUGUUUGCUGAAAAGUUGUGGAGAGGACCAGUCAGUAUGAUAAUUUAACAAAUAAUAUGAUAUCAAUCUAUAAAGAUUUUGCUUCUUCGUUUCUUGGCACUA
Ricinus communis (castor bean) is the source of this 2441-nucleotide messenger RNA. RefSeq names its product beta-glucosidase 47. The transcript has 12 exons. The record is from RefSeq and is a predicted model, not a curated record. Gene Ontology annotation, biological process: carbohydrate metabolic process. The coding region runs from base 691 to 2226 and encodes 511 amino acids. Gene Ontology annotation, molecular function: beta-glucosidase activity. NCBI's taxonomy places the organism in Eukaryota, Viridiplantae, Streptophyta, Magnoliopsida, Malpighiales, Euphorbiaceae.